Messenger RNA from Ectocarpus sp. CCAP 1310/34, 3052 nucleotides. The record is from the annotation of a GenBank genome assembly. NCBI's taxonomy places the organism in Eukaryota, Phaeophyceae, Ectocarpales, Ectocarpaceae.
AUGUCGACAGUGAGCGUGCACACAAACGAGUGUAAAACGUGCGGUAACCACGGAUUGGCCAGUGACAACUGGCGGGAGACUGGUUUGUUCAACUACAACAACAGCUACCUGGUGGAGCUGGCUAUCCUGUACAGAUGCCUGGAGGCGUUCACCAGGGGUACGACUAUAAGCGCCUUCUUCGAGACGUUAUUAGAACCUUUGGCGAGUGACCUGGUCUGGAUCAAGGCGAACCCUGAUCUCAGCAAAAGAUGCCUGGAGGCGUUCACCAGGGGAACGACUAUAAGCGCCUUCUUCGAGACGUUAUUAGAACCUUUGGCGAGUGACCUGGUCUGGAUCAAGGCGAACCCUGAUCUCAGCAAAAGGGCUCCUCAUUUCGCCAAAACUCAGAUAAUAAUCGAUCCUGUUUUCCAGUUCGGUAUUAUCCUUGGGCCGGUAUCGAAGGCAGUUAACUUGGCGGCCACGAGAGCUGUGGCAGCUCUCCGGGAGGCAGGAAUUCGGGUGAUCUCCUUGUUCGAGGUUCUCAUUUUCACGUACGUCGGGCUCCGAAACAUCGCCGAAGAUAAACCAGGCAUGCUAGAGCUAGUGGCUACCGGGUGGACCCUACGAAGGCCUUUCCACGGAGUAGUGCCUGUCGGGACCACCGCUGAGAGCUUGGACGCAGUCAGCACUAGUGACGCCGAAAAGCACUUGCGGAAAGUGCUAGUGGUUGCGCGCGGGGCCAGGAAUGGAAAGGGUGCAUGCUUGCCGGAUUGGCUUGUUGCGGAGGAUUUCGUGGACGGUGACACUUCAACCCUCUAUGCUAUCCAGGUGGACGGGUUGCAUGCAUACGCGGCGGAAUUCGGCGUUGGGUUUUCGGUUUGCCCUUUGUGAUGCAAUCAUUGACUUUGCGCACGGGUGGACGAGCACUGUUUAGCGGUUUCAAAAACGAAGGCUGUAUCCAUCCCUCCACACAAUUCGCCUCUCGCUAGCCCUCUAGAGUCCAUCCUUCAGAAUCGCUUGCCUGGGAUUCCCUGCGCGUCGGGCCGUUGGCAAACUGUUUUCGAUCCUCCUCCUUCCUUGUCGUUCCAUAUGUACGCGUGGUGAUAUUUGAGGUGUGUUCGAACAGCCAACCUUUGCCGCUUCUAAUUGUUGCUGCAGUCAAAGUCAAAGGUCGUGGUCGAGAGGUGCACAAACUCUGCUGAGUGGUUCCAAAAUCGAAGCUCCCAUCUACUCCUCCAAACAAUCCACCAGUCCCAAGCCCUCCUUAAUAGAGAUUCGCCUGUCGCGUGCGCGCCUUCGCUUUUCCCUGUGCGGUGUGCUGUCGGUUUGAAACGCGUAGUCAGAAAUAAGGCGUUGUCCAACAGCCACUCCUUUUCCUCGCGUGCGGAUUGCUGCAGGCAAAGACAAAGUUCAUUGUCGACGGAGUACAGCCGAUUGGCGAGAAAGAGCGCAAGAUCGCAGAGAGUGCCAUUCGCUGCGGCAUCGGGUGUGGAGACGGUGUGCACUCUAUCAUAGCCCUUCAGAUUUCUCUGGCGGUAGACGUCCCCCCUCAUGAGAGCGCGAAGAACUUCAAGGUGGCCGGGUACGAUUGCGUCUGGCAUGACACCACCUUCGACGACAAGUCGUCCGAGCACGCCAAAUAUAAGAUGUGGCAGUCGGGGAUGUUUGUGGGCCCAGACGGACCUCACGAGAAGAACCACAGCAAGGAGUGCCAGCGGCAGUACAGUGGUUUCACGACGUGUGAUGAGCUUGCCGGGAUCAACCUGAACCCGCACGAACAGGACCAUUCGAAGAAGGCGCGUUGUACCUUCGAUCGCUCAAUACCAUGACAUUUUCCAACUUGACUUUCGCGCUGAGGGUGAUCAACGAGCGUCAAAACCAGGGGUUCAACAGAAAAACCCUGAGGACGCUUUUAGCAAGUGUCACGGAACACCCAAAAGAUAGCUUUGAUGGCUGUGAAGCCGCCCUGUAGAGGUGCGGCAGGUGCUUUUGCCGGAAGCCCGUCAUGCGCGUAUUCGACUGCCUGGGGAGGGUGGACAUUGUCAUGCUUGCUACGGUGCUGGGGUCGACCGCUUGAAAAUUGCAGAAUGGGGGAAAACAUGGUAGAGUAUUGUUCACGUUGGGAUUGUGCCUGAAGAGUUGGAGGUGGGCGAAAGUCAGAAAGGUAUCCGAAUGAAAGUUCGGCCGGGCAGGCGUUUUGUAAUUUGUCGCGUGGGACGUAGUGCUUUGGUGGACGUGCAAGGUGCAUCUGCGAGGUAUUGGAAUGUAGUAUGUUUGUUGACGGGUUGACCACCGACCGCCAAACCCUUGCUAGUGCCACCACUUUCGUGUGUUUGCGGAUUUCAACCCGUGUUUAGGGUGGGUGAUGCACAUGGUGGUGAUCCAAUGACGUGUUUCAGGGCACACGCCCGUUGUGUACAAUUGUAGAUUCAGUUUGAGAUGGUCUGGUGUUGUUUCGCCUUGUUGGGCCCGUGGUGUGCGUGUCGGUCCCCGACGCAGCGAUGCAUGGUGCAGCGAGAGUGCUUCGUAGGAGCUGAAAUUUUCGAGCAUCCUUGUCCUCCUCUGCCUGUGGCUCCUGUUUCGCGUGCAUGCUGGAUUGUACUGUGAAGCGGGCCUAAACCAGGGGCUAGGCCACAACGCUUUUGGUGUGCGUAUGUUCACAUGAUCUAUUCUUCAGAGUUGUCGUUGGUGAUACAGCGGGACAUUUGCACUCGACAAGGUGUGAAACAAAACGUUUACACUCACCACGUGUAAAAAAUGACGUGGUCAACAAACACUGGCAUUGUUGUGAUUGUCGGAAAUGCGCCGUAAGGGUACCCAACUCAGGUUGGACAUCCACAAUAAGCCAACAUCUCUGCUUGCUCGACUCGUCUAGAUAGUCGGUGGGCACGAAGUCUACUGAUUUUCUGAGUAACGUCGACCGGAACACGUUGGAGACGGGCGCGUCCCCACCCGCUAGUGGGGGACACGGGGGGCAUCGAUAAACAUUUCGGCAUUUUUUCGGAUUGAGAUGGUACCCGAACGCGUGCCGCGUGAUGAGUAUGAGUGCCGGGCCCAAUUCGUCCUUUUCCAC